UUAUCUGACUUCCUGCCCCUGUGCUUCACUCCACAGCAAGACCAGCAGCCUCUCCUGUUUGGGCUCUUCCUGGCCAUGUACCUGGUCACUGUGCUGGAGAACCUGCUCAUCAUCCUGGCCAUUGGCUCUGACACUCACCUCCACACUCCCAUGUACUUCUUCCUGGACAACCUGUCCUUCAUAGACACCUGCUUUUCAUGCACCAUUGUCCCCAAGGUGCUGGUCAACAUCCAGACACAGCACACCAUCUCCUACACUGGGUUCCUGUUGCAUAUGUACUUCUUCAUGGCAUUGGCCCUGCUUCAUGACCUCCUGCUGGCUUUGAUGGCAUGUGACCACUACAUAGCCAUCUGCCUCCCUCUUCACUACACUGUGAUCAUGUGUCCCCAGUGGUGCCUACUGAUGGUCACCACAUCCUGGCUCUGUGCCCACCCCCUGGCCUUAUCGCCUAAUCUCCUCAUGUCUCAUUUCUCCUUCUGUGCAUUCCACUCCAUCCCACACUUCUGUGACCUCCCACUCCUCAAACAUGCCUACUCAGACAUGUACAUCUUUCAAGUCAUGUUGUUUGCAGAGGAAGCACUCUCAGGUAUGGUCCCUCUCACCUGUGUCCUGGUCUCUUUUGCUCACAUAACCCACACCAUCCUCAGGGUCUCCUUUCCUGGGGUAAAGUGCAAAGUCUUCUCUACCUGUGGUGCACACCUGACAGUCGUCACUCUCUUCUAUGGGACUCUCUUUCUGGUGUAUUUCCAUCCCUCCUCCUCCUACUCUGCAAACACUGGAAUGGUGGCCUCUGUGGUAUAUACAGUGGUCACCCCCAUGCUGAAUCCCUUUAUCUACAGUCUCAGGAACAGGGACAUGGAUGAGGACUUGUGGAGACUUGUUUCAUGUGGAAGAUGUUCCACCCCAUAA
Messenger RNA from Phacochoerus africanus (Common warthog), 909 nucleotides. Its product is annotated as olfactory receptor 1361-like. The transcript has a single exon. Gene Ontology annotation, biological process: G protein-coupled receptor signaling pathway. NCBI's taxonomy places the organism in Eukaryota, Metazoa, Chordata, Mammalia, Artiodactyla, Suidae. The record is from RefSeq and is a predicted model, not a curated record. The annotation marks the transcript as partial. Gene Ontology annotation, cellular component: membrane. Gene Ontology annotation, molecular function: olfactory receptor activity; G protein-coupled receptor activity.